AUGGCGGCGCGUUUUGAUGUUAUGGACGGCAUGGACCAUUUCCAUUUAAAUCGUGACCGAAACCGUGUUAGAGUGAUUGUGGAAAGGGGAAACCCUUUUGAAGAUUAUGGUGACAGGAAGUUUGAAGAGAGAUUUCGUCUGUCAAAAGAAACAGUGCGGUGGUUAUUAAACCAAAUUAAUGAUAGUAAUGUACAUCGUACAACAGCACAACGAAUCAUCAGUAAUGUAUCAGACAUCAUAGCAUCAAUCUCUCCACACUUUAUAAAAUUUCCUAGAAGAGAAGAAGUGUGCUCUGUGAUGUAUGGUUUUUGUCAAUUGGACCGAUUUCCUGGCGUUCUUGGUACCUUGUCUCCUGGAGGGCAUAAUGCAGAACUUUUCUGCAAUAGGAAAUCAUAUUUUUCGUUUAACUGUCAAUCCAUUAGUGAUCACAAUUUGUUAAUAAGAGAUAUUGUCGUUUGA
Schistocerca gregaria is the source of this 459-nucleotide messenger RNA. RefSeq lists its product as uncharacterized. The record is from RefSeq and is a predicted model, not a curated record. NCBI's taxonomy places the organism in Eukaryota, Metazoa, Arthropoda, Insecta, Orthoptera, Acrididae. The transcript has 2 exons. Bases 1 to 459 code for a protein of 152 amino acids.